Molecule: messenger RNA, 2813 nt
Organism: Labrus bergylta (ballan wrasse)
Lineage: Eukaryota; Metazoa; Chordata; Actinopteri; Labriformes; Labridae
Source: RefSeq, a predicted model, not a curated record
GCGGACGCGAUUGCAGCCCACUGACAUCCACGCGGAUACUGUUUGAUUGAAAUAGUUUUUUGUGUUUGAUCAUUUUAAAUUUUCACUUUUUUUUGUUGAUAAAUUCUCCUCAAACGUUUUUCUUCAACGAAGAGGUUCAAUAUAUCACUGUCUGCAUUCUUUUUUGUUAAAUCAAAGUGCACCGUGACCUGGCUCCCUGGCUGGCCCACUUGUGACUGGGGAAGUGGUUUGGCACGCCUUCUCUGUUGAAGGAGGCAGGUUUACAUCGUCACUCUGUCCCGUGUCUCGGAUUCAAACGCUUGGCCCGCACUGAGGCUGAAGCGCAACUCAACAGUUCCCACAGAACAAUGGGAACCGGAUCAGAAAUGAAUAUGCAGCACUGUUCUGGAGGAUUUAUGGCAAAAGGGGAGAUUCCAAUUUAAUUAUUCGAAGUCAACUUCAACCAAAGUCCCGUUGAUUUAUCAUUCAACUUUUGGCAAACCCUGGGGAUUUCUGAGUGCCAAGGUUUUCCAAGGGAAGCGUACAGUCGGUGGAUUUGUGGACUGACUUUUUCCAAGCAGGAAUAUGGCCACUGUACGGCUCGAUUACGUUGCUCCGUGGUGGACAUACUGGCUGCACAAUUUUCCACACUUCAAUUUCGUAUUUGAGUCGGUUGACAACACUUUCAAACCGGAGGAGACGAGCUAUCAGCAGUCUCUGAUAUUACUAGCAGGUGUCGGAGCAGUUGGUUUGGGUCUCAGCCUGCUGCUUCUGGCCGCAUACCUGACCCUCCUGUGUUUGGCGUAGGACAUAGACGAAGACACCAAAAGGCCAAACAACUGCUGUGUCACUUGGGCUGCUAUCAUCACAGGCCUCAUCAUAUGUUCUGCUGUGGGAGUGGGUUUCUAUGGAAACAGUGAGACCAACGACGGGGUGUACCAGCUGACCUACUCGCUCUACAAUGCCAAUCACACAUUGGGUGGCAUCAACAAUCUGGUAGCUGGGUCCGUGGGUAAUGUAGAAACUGGACUCAAACUACACCUGGAACGUCUGGAUGAAAUCUUUGCCACAAGGUCUGACUACCUUCAGUCUCUGCGCUUCAUGCGGCUUAUGAUCAAUAACGUCAUCCGCGAGCUGACUGCCCUGCCGGAUAUCAACAAAGCCAAUGUUGACUUGGCAGCCAUUGCUGACCAAACUGCCUUCAUUGAGUAUUACAGAUGGCUCGCCUUCCUGCUGCUGCUGAUCACGGAUCUGGUCAUCUGCCUGGCCAUUUGCUUGGGGAUGGCCAAGCAGUCUCGAUGGUUGCUAAUCAUGUACGUGCUUUUGAGUGAUUAUGGUUUUGUAGCGCUCUCUCUGAUCCUGAGCUGGGCAUCGUUUGGAGUGGGUGCUGCUACAGCUGUGGGCACCAGUGACUUCUGCGUGUCUCCGGACAAAUUCAUUGUGAACCAAACCAACGAUUUCAUCAGCGCAGAUGUUGCACACUAUUAUCUAUUCUGCAGUCCGAAUCUACCAAACCCCUUCCAACAGUCUAUAACAACCUGCCAGCGCUCUCUGACCACCAUGCAAAUCCAGAUCCAGGGCUUGCUGCAGUUCUCCUUGCCUUUCUUUCCCACGGCCGAGAGAGACCUUUUGGGGAUCCAGCGGGUGUUGAACACCACAGAAUUCAGUGUGCACCAGCUAACAGCCCUGCUCGACUGCCGAGGGCUGCAUAAGGACUACCUGGAUGCUCUCAUGGGUGUGUGCUACGAUGGAGUAGAAGGGCUCCUCUACCUGUCUUUGUUUUCCUUGCUGGCUGGCUGCGCACUUUCUGCCAUGCUGUGUGCGAUUUUCAAAGUGUGGACACUAAUGGCCAGCAGGGACAAAGAGUAUGACGACAUAGAUGAGGAGGACCCUUUCAACCCGCAGGCUCGCCGGAUGUCCUACAACCCCAGAAGGUCCAACAUCCACAGUUUCUGUAGCUACGCCAGCAGCAUCGGGAGUCAGGCCACUCUCCAUCCACCUCCGCAAACUGCUGCUAAUGUCAUGCCGGCUCCUGAGUACAUGAAUCAGAACAUGCUGUUCGGAGGGAGUCCUCGAUAUGAGAACGUGCCGCUGAUAGGGAGAGGAUCGCCGCCACCCUCGUACUCGCCCAGUAUGAGGACCACCUAUCUAUCUAUGACUGAUGCCCAAAUCAGACACUUUGGGACGGACUUCCAGGUGUAGCGUUCUACCCCACUAAAUCCUUCUGAGACUGUCUGAGACUCUGGGUCUUUACCGAAGAAGGCUUUCUCCAUAGCAUAAUCCUGUUUACAGGAGCUGCAGCCCGCCGUCCCAAUCUGAGACAUGAAAGCAGGCCACAUGAGGCAAUUACCUCAGUAAAUCACCGAUGCAGUGCUCUGGAGGCCCUGCAUGCAGUUUUGAACAGAGAGGGGCCUGUACAGACUAACCGGAGGACUGUUGUUGUUGUUCUUGUUGUCAUGUAUGGAAACGCUCUUUUUCCGAUGUAAGCAUUUCUUACCGUCAGAUCUCUCUUGAUUCAAAUCGAGAGCCGUUGAACUCAAUGAAUUUAAAACAUCUUCCUGCUUUAGUUUGAUGGCCUGCAUGGCUAUGAUCAUUGGUUUGGUCAUUAUUGAUGGGAGUGGAGACUUUUCAUCUCCGCAUUUUGAUUCUCUGGUAGUGAUAUGAUUACAUCAUAUUUAAGCCUUUCUUUAAUCUUUAAUGGUUCUUUACAAAAUGAAGGACAAUGUUUUCAACUUUUCUUAAUAUUAAUAUAAAAAAAUAUCAGUGAAGAGAACCACAUAUUAAAGUUUCGGCAAAGGAUGUUUCCACGUCGAUAUUUUUGAUUAAUUAUCACA